AUGAAUGGUCGUGGCAACAAGGCCAACGGAGCGGUGAACAAUCAAACUUUCAGAAAAUUCCUGUACAAUAAAGACAAAGGCACAUGCCUUGGACGAACUUCGAAGUCAUGGGUUCAAAUAAUCGCAUUUUAUGUUGUCUUUUAUUCAUCAUUGGUAGCGUUUUGGAUUGGAUGCUUAGCAAUAUUUCUUAGUACAUUGGACUCCAAUGUACCUCGAUAUUAUGGUAAAGGCACAAUCAUCGGAAUAAAUCCCGGUAACUUAUUUUGGAUUCGUUUUUUUUUUUACAGGCUUGAUAUCGUAUCUGAAUAGUA
Molecule: messenger RNA, 311 nt
Organism: Gongylonema pulchrum
Lineage: Eukaryota; Metazoa; Nematoda; Chromadorea; Rhabditida; Gongylonematidae
Source: the annotation of a GenBank genome assembly